Penicillium salamii is the source of this 573-nucleotide messenger RNA. The record is from the annotation of a GenBank genome assembly. NCBI's taxonomy places the organism in Eukaryota, Fungi, Ascomycota, Eurotiomycetes, Eurotiales, Aspergillaceae.
AUGCUGUGGACCAACAGUGUAUCAUGGCACGUUUCGCCGGCUCGACCAGCUAUCCUGACCUCGGUCACUAAUAUCUGGGCCGGUGUCCAGGACCUGUCGCUGCAGAAUCUCCGCUUGAGUGAAGAUGUCGACGAGAUUCACUGUGUAUUUUGUUUGGCUGAGGACGAGGAACAAGCAACCGAAUGCGUAAUCCUGCGUUGCGAUCAGUGCCGAGCGCAGGCCCAUCUUUCCUGCGCCGAAGAGUGGUUGGAAAAGCGACGGACAGGCUUUGGCACGUCAUGCUGUGUGUGUCGAAAUGAAGGAAGUCUGGACGCCUUGAUUCGUCCAGUCCGAGUCCCCUCGGCAAGCGAACCAUCAACUGAUAGAGAGCCUGUCACCGUCAGACAUUCAGCACCAAACGAACCUCGUCAGAGUCAGCUGCCUCAGCGAUCAAUGGGAUCCCCACGGGUGUCAGUCGAGCAGAGUGGGCCGCGUCGCUCAGCCAGAGUGGCAGGGACUCAUCUACCGCGAGACCCGUCUACCUCUGCACCGCUUCACCGGUCGGCACGACUGAAUUCCACUCAACGUAGGUGA